Molecule: messenger RNA, 1384 nt
Organism: Centruroides sculpturatus (bark scorpion)
Lineage: Eukaryota; Metazoa; Arthropoda; Arachnida; Scorpiones; Buthidae
Product: glutamate-gated chloride channel alpha-like
Exons: 5
Coding region: 301-1086 (261 amino acids)
Biological process (GO): nervous system process; chloride transmembrane transport; chemical synaptic transmission
Cellular component (GO): synapse; membrane; neuron projection
Molecular function (GO): neurotransmitter receptor activity; chloride channel activity; extracellular ligand-gated monoatomic ion channel activity
Source: RefSeq, a predicted model, not a curated record
CAAAACUCUUCGUAUGAUGUUCUCUGUCUUCAGGAAUAUUCGAUCGAUGCUCAGUUUACGCUCUCUUGGGACGACACUCGAUUGACCUGUAACCCCGAAAAUCAAGAGAAGAAGACAAAAUGCCCGAAAAAAAGGGACAUAAGAGAAUAUUUUAAUAACAUAUGGACACCAGAUCUUCGCUUCCUUCAUCUGAAGAAAGUCGACUUCUAUCAAGAACCUUUCCCAAAUCUACGUUUGCUACUAGAACCUAAUGGACGUAUCAUAUACAGCAAGAGAUUAACUGUGACUCUAGAAUGUCGCAUGGACGUUCGUCACUAUCCUUUAGAUACGCAGCGAUGUCCUCUGAUUCUCUGCUCUUAUUCGUUAACAGAUAAAGAAUUGGAAUUAGUUUGGGAUGAAAGUACAAUAGGAGUGGAGAUUUAUCCGGAUGCGGAGUUGACGGAAUUCGAACUUCUAUCCCCUGUUAGAACUGGGAUUAGAAAGUUACACUACAAGGGAGCUGAUGUAAACGGACUAUUCAGUUGUGUGAAUGCAACGUUUCGUUUCAAACGCCAGAAUAGUUAUCAUUUAAUGUAUUCGUAUAUGUUGACAACCUUCAUUGUUAUCGUGUCCUGGAUGUCGUUCUGGUUGGAUGUUACUGCAGUACCUGGAAGAGUAUCUCUGGGAGUAACGACUCUUCUUACCUUAACUACAUCAGCAGGAAACAUCCGAGAACGUCUACCUCCAGUUGCUUACGUAACAGCUAUAGACGUAUGGGUCGGAUUCUGUUCAUUCUUCGUCUUUACCGCUCUACUAGAGUUUCCACUCGCUAAUUACAUAAGUAGACGACCCAUUCCUAACCCAAAUUCUAAGAAACGAUUAUUCGUCGUUAAGAAGCAGUUACAAGUCAAGGAUGCAACCAGUGGAAACUUACAUGUGGUUGCUUCGGAACAUAAGGAUAAAAGCGAGAUUCCUACAGCUGUUGAAGAAGCACGUACUUUAGAUCGUGCAUGUCGUGUACUGUAUCCAUUACUGUUUAUCGUUUUUAAUAGUAUUUACUGGCCAUAUUAUAUAUCGGCAGCUAAACUAGACGAAAAUAAUACAUGAUUUCGUUAGCUGUACUUCGUAGGAACUCGUGUAGAGAUUAGUCGAGUCGUGAAAUAAUUCUAUUUUCAAUAGAUUUAGAAUGAAUAUAUUUAUCUUUAGAUGAAUGUAUCCUUUAAUUUAUUACUCAACAUGAUAGAAAAUAUGUUCAUUCUGAUAUUCCAUACACUUCUGUUGAAAUAUUUCAAAAAUAAAUUACAUAAACCAUAAUUUUUGUCAUUCAAGAUACAGUUAUAUAAGUUAUAAACCUUACUACAGUAGUAAAAAUAAUUAUUUAUAAGUGUAAAUAAAUUAUUAAAAA